GUCAGGAGGAUUUUUUUAAAUCAAAAAUGAGCUCCAAAUGUUGAACUCUGACUUUCUUUUAAAAGUUGCCAUUGACAUUGGCUAAUGCAACAAAUUCUAUGAUGUCAAGCAUGAUAAAGGGUUUUCUAUGCCUGGAAAACCCAAAUCCAUACCAUAGCAGCCUACAGGAAAGAUAAAGACUGUUUUGUUUUGUUUUGUUUUGUUUUUUGUUUUUUGUUUUUCAGAAAAUAAGUACCAAGUGUCAUAAUCACUGCACAGUGCACAGACUUACAGCACAAUUAAUUCUGGGAAAGUGAGUGUCUUCCUGCAUGUUGAACAGCAUUGCAUUUACCACCAAUCUAUGAAAAACUUCAGUUUACGGUUUUAAAUUAUGAACUUUGCCACAGAUUGCUCAACAUAAAGGUACAGAAAUGUUUUGCAUCACUUGCAAUUAGUUAAGUUUGAUUUAGGCUAAAACAAUUUGACAUUUUGACAUUUUUGACAUUUUAAAAGUAGUUCACCUGUGCAGACCAUGUGGCAUCCUUCACGGCUGAACGCUGAAGUGAAUAUGGUCAAUAUUCUUUAAGACGUAUUUCUUAUAGAUUGUACUGAAGUUAAGGGGGGAACCACAUUUCUAUAGAAAUAAUAUAGUCAAUACAUUUUUCAACUAGGCACUUUUCAAGUUAGGGCCUUAGUAAUUUGCCAAAAACAUACAUACAUACAUUUCUUACAUACAUUUCAUUGCUUUUCAUUUCUUCGACUUAUGUCUGUCCGAACUAAUAUUAAAUGUUUCCCAACAAACUAAAUGCCAUUUUAUGUUUUGUGGGGAGAAGUAGAAAAAAGAAGAAGAAAAUGUUUUGACUUUAAAUUACUAUAAAUGGGUUAUAUAGCACAUGCGUUUUGCUUCAAACAAGUGAAUCCUGUUGGAUUAUUAUUUUUGGAGCAUGUGGUAAAGUUAAAGUAUACUGUAUAAUGUACAGAAUGUAUAAAGGCUGUUAAGGCUUUGCUGCAGGUGAUUCAUUGGUUUUAAAAAAGCAGCAACAAUCAGUUUAUCCAUCUAAUCAAUGCACAGUGUCAGAAAUUGCAUUCAACUGUUCUUCAUUUUCUUCUCAUCCUAGUUUUAUGUUUUUCUGGACAGUUGGUAGAAUCCUUUGCACACUGUUAUUUUUGCACUACAUUCUGCAGCUGGUUUAUAUUCAUUUGUGGUGUCUUGUAAACCCUUGCUGGCUGGGCAUAAUUCUAUGGAGGACAUAUUAAUGUUUAAGGCAAGGCAAAUUCAUUAACAUAGCACAUUUCAUACCCAUAGUGCUUUACAGAGCACACAGGCAAAAGCACAAAAAACAAAUGAUAAAAACAAUAAAAGCACUCGAGCAAAAGGACACAGAAUAAAAACGAUAAACAAACAAGCAAAUAAUUUUGAUCAAAAACUCAUCAUAACAUGAAUUUAGAUUUAAUUGACUUGAUUUGGAUACAGUUUGAUUUUUGAGGUGAUGAUUCUGAAACAUUUCGACAAAGUGAAGUUAACUCAUGUUGGAUUAUUGCAUUUGGACAGUCAACAGAUGCUGGAACAAAGUGACAGGACUGUGAAAAAAUUGCAGGUCAGGACAUGAUGACAUUGGAACCUGUUUUGCACAAGUUUGUGCAAUCCACAUAAAGUAUUCUAUAAUAGCAUUUGCAUAAUAAUAUUUGUCUUCACAAUAAUGUUUUUCUAUUGUAAUUGUUUGCUUGUUUAAAUCAUUGGCAGCGUCAGAACCAUUUAAUGAAUGAUAGGACAAUAAUAAAAUUGUAGAUAUUGCUUUGUAGUGAAAUGUAUGAGAGCUACAAUAUUUUUUAGGAGAAUGUAAUAUUUUAAUGUACAACACUGUUAAAUGUUGAAUUAUUUUUUAAAUACAAGUAGCAUUGCAGUUCAUCUUGUGUGAAAUGUGUAAUGUCACAAGAGAAAAAACUUUUUUGGGACAUCGGGCUGUUUGUGCCACUGAAGUCAGGAGUCAGGUUAAGAUAACUUGUUACAUCUGUGACAUUUUUUAUUACUCUGUUUGUCUAAUCUUCGUGGUCAGGGCAAGGUAACAUCAAUGACAAUGAAAGGCUGAUGCUUGGUUAAUGAUCCAUUUUGAUGGGCACGCAGUCAGCAAAAACUGGCUUUAAAUAGGAGACAUCUGGUACAAGUCGAUCACAUUCAGCAGCCAUGAGGGUGCUUGUACUCGCUCUCACUGUGGCCCUUGCAGGUGAGUCUUUAAACUGCUUUUAUCACUUUGGAUGCAAUUUAAAUUAAUUAUCUGAAAACUUUGCUUAGUUUAGUAUCACUAUUAUGAAGCAUAUAGGGUAACACUUCUCAACAGUUUUACUAUGACAAAAAUAUUCAAAGAAAAUUAUGAUAAAAGACAGAAAAAUCAUGAUGCAAAAGAACUGCUAUUGCAUUUUCUGGCAGUGUAAAGUCACUGCUUAUAUCAAACUUAGCAUAGAAAAUAGACAGUUCUUUAGUUUCUCUUGCCAAUAAUAUGCAGCAGUUUUUAAAAUGAUGAGAAGAUGGGAUACAUUUCAAUUUUUCAAAUUUAUAGUUUUACUUCUUUUUCAUGUAUUUUAUUUCUCUCUCAUGAACACCAAAAUAACAUUUUAUUCCUUUUUUUUAGCUGGCUACCAGGUCAGCUUUGGUAAGUUUUUUAUUUUGUUACAUACUGUCAAAAAUGUGCAUUGACUUAACAGUUAAACACUUUAAAAAACUUGUAGUGCAUAUAUGGAAAGUUGUUUUCACACCAUACUUUCCUGUCUUAGUUUAGUUUUUUUAUUGAGGUUUUUAUUAAAGAUUAUUUUCUUGUUUAUUAUUGCAGCCCCAGAAUUUGCUACUGGAAAGACUUACGUGUACAAAUAUGAAGCACUUCUGAUGGGCGGCCUGCCUGAGGAGGGUCUGGCACGGGCCGGAGUGAAAGUGACAAGCAAAGUCCUGAUCAGUGCAGCGGCUGCCGACACCUUCAUGCUGAAGCUUGUAGACCCUCAAAUCUUUGAGUACAGUGGCAUCUGGCCCAAAGAUGCUUUCAUCCCAGCCACCAAGCUCACCUCAGCCCUGGCUGCUCAGCUCCUGACACCCAUCAAGUUUGAGUAUGCCAAUGGUGUCGUCGGCAAAGUAUUCGCACCCGCUAGCGUCACUGCAACUGUGCUGAAUGUCUACAGGGGAAUCCUCAACAUCUUCCAGAUGAACAUCAAGAAGACACAGAGCGUCUAUGACCUCCAGGAGCCUGGAGCUCAGGGUGUGUGCAAGACCCACUACGCCAUCAGUGAGGACGCAAAGGCUGACCGCAUCACUGUGACCAAGACCAAGGACCUGAACCACUGCCAGGAGAGAAUCAUUAAGGACAUCGGCUUGGCUUACACAGAGAGAUGUGUUGAGUGUGAGGCUAGCGGAAAUACCCUGAAGGGAACUGUAGCCUUUGACUACAUCAUGAAGCCUUUGGCCACAGGUUCUCUGAUCUUGGAGGCAACUGCUACAGAGGUCAUCCAGUUCUCACCUUUCAACAUCUUGAACGGCGCCGCCCAGAUGGAGGCUAAGCAAACCUUGACCUUCCUGGAGAUCGAGAGGGUCCCUGUGGAGCCCAUCAGAGCUGACUAUCUUCACCAUGGAUCCCUGCAGUACGAGUUUGGCAGUGAGCUUCUCCAGACACCCAUCCAGCUUCUGAAGAUUAGCAAUGUUGAGGCUCAGAUUAUUGAGAUUCUGAACCACCUGGUGGCCUUCAAUGUAGCCAAGGUCCAUGAAGAUGCACCUCUGAAGUUUAUUGAGCUUGUCCAGUUAAUGCGUGAGGCCAGAUUUGAAAUUAUUGAGGCCCUCUGGAGUCAGUACAAAGUUAGAUCUGAUUACAGGCACUGGAUCCUGAAUGCCAUCCCUGCCAUUGGUUCUCAUGUUGCUCUGAGGUUCAUCAAGGAGAAGUUCCUUGCUGGUGAGCUGACUAUUGCUGAAGCUGCUCAAGCUCUGCUGGCAUCUGUGCACAUGGUGACAGCUGACCGGGAAGCCAUCAAGCUUGUUGAGGGCCUGACUAUGAACCACAAGAUUCAAGAAAACCCAGUCCUGCGUGAGAUUGUCAUGCUGGGCUACGGCACCCUGGUUGCUAAAUACUGCGCAGAGAACCCAACUUGCCCAGCUGAUUUUGUGAGGCCCAUCCAUGAACUCCUUGUCCAGGCUGUUGCCAGUGGUGAUAUUAAGGAACUCACUGUUGUUCUCAAAGUUCUGGGUAACGCUGGACAUCCUGCCAGCCUCAAGCCAAUCACAAAGCUCCUGCCUGGCUUUGGCAGUGCUGCUGCUAAUCUGCCACAUAGAGUUCACAUUGAUGCUGUUCUGGCCCUGAGGAACAUUGCAAAGAAGGAGCCCAAGAGGAUCCAGGAAAUGGCUCUUCAGCUGUUCAUGGAUAAGGCUCUCCAACCAGAAGAACGUAUGGUUGCUGCUAUCGUGUUGUUUGAGACCAAACCGCCUACGGGUCUGGUGACUACCCUUGCCGACAAACUCUUGAAAGAAACAAACCUGCAGGUCGCUAGCUUUGUCUACUCUUACAUGAAGGCCAUGACGAAGAACACUGCCCCUGACUUUUCUUCUGUUGCUGCCGCCUGUAAUGUUGCUGUGAAGAUCCUCAGCCCCAAAUUCGACAGACUGAGCUACCGCUUCAGCAGAGCUCUCUAUUCUGAUGCCUACUACAGCUCCUGGAUGAUGGGUGCUGCUGCCAGUGCCUUCUAUGUCAAUGAUGCUGCGACUAUUUUGCCAAGAGCCAUUGUGGCCAAAGCUCGCACCUACCUGGCAGGAGCUUAUGCUGAUGUCCUUGAGCUUGGAGUGAGAACUGAGGGAAUCCAGGAGGCCGCUCUGAAAAUCCCCAAGGCUCCUGAGAAUGCUGAAAGGAUCACCAAGAUGAAACAAGUUAUGAAGGCUCUCUCUGAGUGGAAGGCUAAUCCUUUAAGCCAGCCCCUGGCCUCUGUGUACGUGAAAUUCUUCGGACAGGAAAUUGCAUUUGCCAACAUUGACAAAGCCAUUGUUGACCAGAUUAUUGAGCUUGCCUCCGGAUCUGAAAUUCACAAUUAUGGAAGGAAGGUUAUGGAUGCUCUGCUGUCUGGUGUGGCAGCUCAUUAUGUUAAGCCAAUACUGGUUGCUGAGGUUCGUCGCAUCCUACCCACUGCUGUUGGUCUGCCAAUGGAGCUCAGUUUCUAUACUGCUGCUGUGGCUGCUGCAUCUGUUGAAUUCAAAGCCUCUGUGACACCACCUCUUCCUGCGAACUUCCACGCUUCUCAGCUUCUUAAGUCUGAUAUCAGCCUGAGUGCUGCAAUUUCUCCAAGUGUUUCCAUGCACACCUAUGCAGUUAUGGGUGUGAAUACUGCUUUGAUCCAGGCUUCCCUGCUGUCAAGAGCCAGAGUUCACACAAUUGUUCCUGCACAAAUGGAAGCAAGAAUUGAUAUGAUUAAGGGCAACUUCAAGCUCCAGUUCCUGCCUGUUCAGGGCGUCGAUAAGAUUGCAUCUGCACUUGUUGAGACUUUUGCUGUCGCAAGAAAUGUGGAAGACCUCGCAGCUGCCAAGAUAACACCAAUGAUUCCAGCUGAAGCUGUGGCUCAGCUGUCAAGGGAGACCUUCUCUUCAAGGAUUUCUAGGAUGGCAUCCACUGUGAUCGGUAGCAUGUCAGCAUCAUCUGAAAUCCUUCCUGUUGAGGUGCCAAGCAAACUUGCCAACAAGGUGAAACUCCCCAGGGCCUUUGAGAAGAAAAUGUGUGCUGCAUUUGAAACCUUUGGAAUCAAGGCAUGCACUGAGAUUGAAUCUCGCAACGCUGCUUUCAUCAAAGACUGUCCACUCUAUGCCAUAAUUGGAAAACAUGCUAUCCUGGUUGAGGUUGUUCCAGUUGCUGGACCCGUCAUUGAGAAGAUUGAAAUUGAGAUUCAGGUUGGCGAUAAAGCAGCAGAAAAGAUCAUCAAAGUGAUUAACGUGAGCGAGGAAGAGGAAAUUCUCGAGGACAAGAACGUCCUGAUGAAACUCAAGAAAAUCCUGGUUCCUGGUCUAAAGAACAGAACUUCCUCCAGCUCCAGCAGUUCUCGUUCUCUCAGCUCCCGCUCCAGCAGCUCCCGUUCCAGCAGCUCCCGCUCCAGCCGCUCCAGCUCUGUCAGUUCAAGUGCCUCUUCCUCUGUAUCAUCCAAGUCUUCCUCCAGCUCCUCCUCUCGCCGCAAGAGCAAGAUGGUCGAUGUUGCUGCCCUGGGAAGCAAGGCAUCAAAGAAACUGAGCAGGCAUUCCAGCAGUGCCUCCAGCAGCCAAUCAAGCUCCUCCAGCGCCCGCUCCAAUAGCGCUUCAAGCAGCCGCUCAUCUGUCCUGUCCGGCAGCCACUCUUCCAGCUCUAGCUCCUCCAGGUCCAGCUCCAUGUCAAAGCAAGAGCUGUAUGACAUGACGUUCACCAAGAACCACAUCCACCAGCAUGCUAUCUCCACAGCCCGUGACACCAGUGGGAGCAGCGCCUACAGCUUCGAAGCCAUCUACAAUAAAGCCAAGUACCUCGCCAGUACUGUCACUCCUGCUGUGGUCAUUCUCAUCCGCGCUGUUAGAGCCGACCACAAGGUUCAGGGAUACCAGAUCGCAGCUUACUUUGACAAAUCAACCACCAGACUGCAGGUCAUUUUCGCCAACCUGGCAGAGAGUGACCACUGGAGAAUCUGUGCUGAUGGUGUGAUGCUGAGCAACCACAAGCUGAUGGCCCAUAUUGGCUGGGGAAUGGAAUGCAAUCAAUACAAGACUGAGAUCACAGCUGAAACUGGUCUUGUGGCUCAAGCACCUGCAUUCCGCCUGAAGCUGACCUGGGACCAUCUUCCAAAACCCAUGAGGCGCUAUGCAAAGAGGCUGUCUGAGUACAUUUCAGAUAUUGCUCCAGCGACUGGAUUAACUCUGGCAAAGGUCAAGAAUGUUCGUCAUCAGAUCAAACUGACUGUGGCUGCUGCUUCUGAGAAAAGCCUGAAUGUUGUGCUGAAGACACCAAAGAGGACCAUCUACAAACGUGACCUGGGUCUCCCUGUUUAUCUGCCAUUUGGAGACACUGCUGCAGAGCUGGAAGCAUACCAGGACAACAUGCUUGACAAGAUCUCCUACAUGUUCACCAAGGCCCAUGCAGCUAAGUGUGCCAUGAUCAAAGACACACUGAUCACCUUCAACAACAGGAAAUACAAGAACGAAAUGCCCCACUCUUGCUACCAGGUUUUGGCUCAGGAUUGCACCCCAGAACUCAAAUUCAUGGUUCUGCUGAAGAGAGACCAAACACAGGAACAGAACCAAAUCAAUGUGAAGAUUGCAGACAUUGACAUAGACAUGUAUCCGAGGAAUAGUGUUGUCAUGGUGACGGUCAAUGGAAUAGAAAUCCCCAUCAGCAACCUGCCAUACCAGCAUCCAACAGGCAAAAUUCAGAUCAGACAGAAAGGUGAGGGCAUUGCUCUCCAUGCUCCUAGCCAUGGUCUUCAGGAGGUCUACUUUGGACUGAACGCAUUGAAGGUUAAAGUUGUGGACUGGAUGAGGGGACAGACCUGUGGACUCUGUGGAAAGGCUGAUGGGGAAGUCAGAGAGGAGUACCGCACACCCAACGAACGCCUGACCAAGAAUGCAGUCAGCUACGCUCACUCCUGGGUUAUGCCUGGAAAGAGCUGCCGCGACUCCUCUGAGUGCUUAAUGAAGCUUGAAUCUGUGAAGCUGGAAAAGCAAAUGGUCCUCCACGGCGAGGAGUCCAAAUGCUACUCUGUUGAGCCUGUGCUGCGCUGCUUGCCCGGCUGCAUGCCAGUGAGAACCACCACCGUCACUGUCGGCUUCCACUGCCUGCCUGCUGAUUCCUACAUGAAUCGCUCUGAGGGUCUGAGCAACAUCUACCAGAAGAGCGAGGAUGUAACAGAAACAGCCGAAGCCCACCUGGCCUGUCGCUGCCAUGCUCAGUGCGCUUAAUCUCACGGCCUUCAAUCACAUUGUUUUAUUUUCUUUUUUGUUCUUUCAUUGUUAAUCACUCUGAACUGUAAACUUAAAUAAACUAAAGAAGCAUAUGA
This is a messenger RNA of Thunnus maccoyii (southern bluefin tuna), 8004 nucleotides long. Its product is annotated as vitellogenin-2-like. Gene Ontology annotation, molecular function: lipid carrier activity. Gene Ontology annotation, biological process: lipid transport. The record is from RefSeq and is a predicted model, not a curated record. Lineage: Eukaryota; Metazoa; Chordata; Actinopteri; Scombriformes; Scombridae. The transcript is spliced from 32 exons. Bases 2714 to 7906 code for a protein of 1730 amino acids.